AUGAGACUGACCAAUGCUGUUAGUCAUUCUUGGACACUUCUGCUAGCAUUUCCCCAUCUGCUUAGUGUCAUCAGAUCGAAGGAGGCAGUCGCGUUCGUUAACCACAUCAUUGUCACCCUGAAUCCCCAAGAAUCACAUUCACUUGAACACUUCAAAAUACACCUGAAAGAACUCGAUAUAUCAUGUACAAUCCUUCAAGAUUACACGAAAAUUCUGCCUGACGUGCUCUACGGUGUUUCGAUGAGGGUGAAAAGUCCAGCCGAUAUCGCAAAGCUCGAAGCCUCGUACCAUGUAGUGAAUGUGCAUAAAGUCAAAAAAAUACUAGCCGCUAGACCGACUGAGCGCAGAACCUUACCAUCAACGCUCAACUUAACUUCGCAAGCAUAUCCUCCUCAUAUGCAGACUGGUGUCACAAGGCUACAUGAGCUGGGCCACCUCGGGGCUGGUGUGAAGAUUGCAAUUUUGGACUCUGUUGUGGAUUGCCAUCAUCCAGCUCUGGGCGGUGGGUUUGGACCAGGCUUCAAGAUAGCUUUUGGGCAUGACUUUGUUGGCGACAAAUAUGAUGGCACAAAUGAACCUAAAGCGGAUGAUAAUCCUUGCGGAGCGUGUAGUGCUCACGGCACUCACGUGACGGGAAUAAUCGGUGCUUCGAACGUGGGUCAAGGCUUCAGUGGAGUGGCACCACAUGCGACUCUGGGAGUGUAUCGUGUAUUUGGAUGUAAUGACCAGUCUGCCACGGGCGAUGACAUAGUUGUGGCUGCACUUUUGCGAGCUCAGAAAGAUGGAGCCAACGUCAUAUCUGCUUCUAUCGCAGGCUCAGGAGGCUGGAGUCGAGGUUCCAUACUUGAGGACACAGUCAACAACUUGGUCGAGAAGAAAGGCGCCACGAUCAUCUUUGCUGCUGGCAACAGUGGAGAAGAGGGUUUAUUUUUCGGCCCUAGCCCGGGAGAUGCAAAGCACGCCAUUUCAACAGGAUCGGUUGAGUCAACUGGAAUCAUCUCCGCGACCUUGAUGACCUCCACUGGCCGCGAGCUGCCCUAUUACACCGCGGAACCCUUUUCGGAUUUUUCAGGCAAGUUCCCGGUGUAUCGCACAGGAAACUCUACGGACAUCAUGACGGAUGCAUGUGAACCGCUUCCGUCGACCACGCCAAACCUGACAAAUUACGUUGUACUCAUCCGUAGAGGGUUAACAAUGCAAAGGCAAAAGGUGCCAAUAAGAUACUGUUUUAUUCUGUUGGUCAAACGGUUUCUCUCGUGUCAAAAUUCAAACUCUGAAAGAACAUACGGCGAAUACAUUUUCCAACAAUCCAAGAAGGAUCCCACUGGAUUCACAGUGCGAUUUCCAACCGAUCAAGUGAAAUUUUUACCUGGUCCGGGAGGUGGCUUCAUGAGCAAUUUCUCGGCUUAUGGUCCCAACUUUGAUCUUGUGAACCUACACCCCGAUGUCUCGGGGGUAGGAGGCCAAGUCGUCUCGACUUUCCCGAGGAUCAACGGAUCAUAUUCUUCGGAUAGCGGCACAUCCAUGGCGGCACCACAGCUCGCCGGCAUUGCAGCUUUGGUUCAAGCUGCGCGAGGGAAAGAGGUACACGGUAGUGCAAUGCGGCGAAGAUUAGUUUCGACGGCACAACCUGUCCCAAAUUUUUCGAAUACCUCCAGCCUUCAAACCGUCGUCCAGCAAGGAGGUGGAUUGGUUAAUGCUUAUUGUGCAGUACUGUCGAAUACGUCGGUAUCGGCUUCUGUCAUCACCUUCAAUGAUACCCCACGCUUCAACGGCACCCAGACCUUUAGAGUCACUAACCACGGACCCAUCCCUGUACAUUAUGUGCUUUCUCACCACCCCGCCUCGACCGCGUAUACAUUUGCCCAUGCUUGCUUCCCAUCUAUUCUGGCUACAUCCAACUGUAUGAAGAAAGCAAAUCAGGAAUGUGAAAGUCAUAACAUACCUUACUAUGGCGUGGUGGGAUCCAUAAGCCAUCAAAAAAUCAUUGAUCACGGACCUGCGCUUAACACUACUCAUAAAUACCACCUACCACACCUUCAGUUUCCGGCUAAAGAUAAGAAGAAGACUAAAAUUGAAAAAAGUGGUGUGAUUCUGUGGAACAAAACCCAACAUGAGGAAUUACAAAUCCAACAUCGAGCAAACUUUGGAAGCCCUAACAUCCGGCUUUACGUUGUUAAACACGUGGAACAUCACACACAAGCCCAUCAGACUAAAAAGUCACAUUCGAAAAAGGUGUCAACUAAGUCUAUCAAAAACAAGGAGAAAAAGAAACAAGACAGAAAGCCGAAACAUCCAUCGCACGAGCACAAAACAUCACCCCACAAAAAGGCAAAAUUCGCGAAAAAAUGUUCCAUGGGCAAGAAAAAGUAUCCACACAAGUCUUGCCACGGUGUUUUAAUAUUGGGUGAAGUCCCUGGGGUCGAAUGCACCGCAUGUUAUCGCUCGUCUGUCAAACGUACGUGGUUAGAUACGUGGAACGGCACCAUAUCUUUGGGAAAAGGCAAGCCACUGAAGCAUGUACCUCACGGGGAAUACAGGAUCUUGAUAGAAGCGUUACAUUCAAACUCUGACCCGAAAGACCCAGAGAGCUACGAUUCCUGGUAUUCUCCUGUGAUAGUAAUUCACACAUGA
Molecule: messenger RNA, 2634 nt
Organism: Melampsora larici-populina 98AG31
Lineage: Eukaryota; Fungi; Basidiomycota; Pucciniomycetes; Pucciniales; Melampsoraceae
Product: subtilisin protease
Exons: 19
Coding region: 1-2634 (877 amino acids)
Biological process (GO): proteolysis
Cellular component (GO): cytosol
Molecular function (GO): tripeptidyl-peptidase activity; serine-type endopeptidase activity
Source: RefSeq, a predicted model, not a curated record